Molecule: messenger RNA, 2732 nt
Organism: Cajanus cajan (pigeon pea)
Lineage: Eukaryota; Viridiplantae; Streptophyta; Magnoliopsida; Fabales; Fabaceae
Product: pentatricopeptide repeat-containing protein At5g15300
Biological process (GO): RNA modification
Molecular function (GO): protein binding; RNA binding
Source: RefSeq, a predicted model, not a curated record
UCCGAAGCUCUUUCACCCAUGUCGCAUGCUAAUCCUAACUAUACUUGCCAUUGCCAACUUUCUUCACUCACCAACCAGAACAUGACUGAACUUCAGCAUGAGGACUUCACCGGCAUCAUUCUCCCAAAGCCGAAGCACAAAACUUAAAUUUCACUUCAUGCAAUUGCUCGACGCUGCCAAAACCAUUGAUCAUCUAAAACAAACACAUGCUCUCUUUCUCAAACUCCUCACGCAACAACUACCCCAUCAUUGCCAUUACUUCAUGGGUCGGCUGUUACACCGAGUUCUCCAUUUAACAAGUGAAAAAGCCAAUCUUUGCUAUGCCCACCAACUGUUUGACACUAUGCCAAACUGCCCCAAUAGUUUCCUUUGGACCUCCCUUAUACGUGCAUUCCUAUCCCAUCGGGACCAUCUUCGUCAUUGUAUUUCUACCUAUGCUAGAAUGCAUCAAAAUGGGGUUUUGCCAUCUGGGUUCACCUUCUCUUCGGUACUUAGCGCGUGUGGGCGAGUCCCUGCCGUGUUUGAAGGAAAACAAGUGCAUGCCAGGUUGGUGCAGUCUGGGUUUCUUGGAAACAAUAUUGUGCUAACUGCACUGCUCGACAUGUAUGGAAAAUUUGGCUGCAUAAGUGACGCACGUGAUGUGUUUGAUAGGAUGGAUGACAGGGAUGUUAUUGCUUGGACGGCAAUGAUUUGUGGGUAUGCCAAGGUAGGAAUGAUGGUUGAUGCACAGUGGCUCUUUGAUAACAUGGGGGAACGAAAUUCUUUUACUUGGACUACUAUGGUUGCUGGAUAUGCAAAUUGUGAAGACAUGAAAGCUGCAAAGGAAUUGUAUGAUGUCAUGAAUGACAAAAAUGAGGUCACUUGGGUUGCAAUGAUAGCAGGUUAUGGUAAAUUAGGUAAUGUGAGUGAAGCCAGAAGAGUAUUUGAUGGGAUACCUGUACCACAGGGUGCAUCAGCUUGUGCAGCAAUGCUUGCAUGUUAUGCACAGAAUGGAUAUGCAACGGAAGCUAUUGACAUGUAUAAGAAAAUGAUAGAUGCAAAGAUCCAAAUUACUGAGGUGGCAAUGGCGGCUGCUAUUUCAGCUUGUGCACAACUUAGGGACAUUAGAAUGUCAAACACACUUACUGACCAUCUUGAGGAGGAUUGCUGUGAUAGGACACAUAUUGUUUCCAAUGCGUUGAUCAAUAUGCACUCAAAAUGUGGAAAUAUAAACUUAGCAUUGAGCGAAUUCAGUACGAUGAGAUACAGGGAUAUGUAUACCUACAGUGCAAUGAUCGCAGCCUUUGCUGAGCAUGGGAAAUCACAAGAAGCUAUAGACCUUUUCUUAAAGAUGCAAAAGGAAGGAUUAAAGCCAAACCAAGUCACAUUCAUUGGUGUCCUCAAUGCAUGUGCCUCUUCAGGUCAUAUUGAAGAUGGUUGUAGGUUUUUUCAGAUUAUGACUGGUGUAUUUGGUAUUGAGCCCUUACCUGAGCACUAUACUUGCAUAGUUGAUCUCCUUGGGAGGGCUGGGCAACUAGAAAGGGCAUACAAUAUAAUAAAGGAGAAUGUAACCAGUACUGAUGCAACAACUUGGGGUUCUUUGUUGGCAGCUUGCAGACUUUAUGGUAAUGUGGAACUGGGUGAGAUUGUAGCCCAACAUCUCUUUGAGAUUGACCCUGAGGAUCCUGGAAAUUAUGUGCUUCUAGCAAACAUUUAUGCAUCAAAGGGUCAAUGGGAGCGCGCACAACAGGUUAUGAAGUUGAUUAGUGAAAAGGGAAUGAAAAAGCCUUCAGGGUAUAGUUCGAUUCAGUGAGUGAUCAAGGAACAGUGUAAAGAAGAAGCACUUUGAUUGUUAAUUUCAGCCAGUAUAUCCUCUUUCAAUCAAUAUAAUGAUGUUCUCCUGAUCACUUGUAUACUGGCCAGCAUUGAAGGUUUUUAGUAAUCAUGGGAUGGGUUUAAAUUUCCAGCUUUAUUUUCUGGGCCAUGCACGUAUAUAAGAUAUCAAUAUCAUCAUGUAAGGCAUUAAGCAAGGCUGUUAAUCCAUCUUAUAACAGGAACGAGCUUCACAUGACUGUCUUGGGGUUGUAUUGUGCUCAUGGUACAGAAGUUAAGUUCUCUACUAUGCAGAAUUAGCAUGCCGGGGAUGAGGAUGGGAAUGAGGGAUUAUAGAAUUUUGUCACGAAAAGGGGACUCCGUGCGGGACAUACUCUAAAGAUAUCAUGGGCACUGGAGGAGACAGGAUCCAACAUUACUAGGAUUUACAGUUAUUGUUUUGGAGGGAGAUGGUGCUGUGGGGAGCUUUUAUUUGGUUGCUUUGACUUAUAACUAUCAACAAACGGAUAAAGAUGAUUCACAAGGGGUAGAGGACAAUAGGGUUAUGUUAUAACCCAAUGUGGACAUGAACGGAACUGUAAAGGGCUGGGAGUACUCAAAACUUAUUAGGAAAAACUCAAGGCUGGAUGUAGAAAUAAAGCCAAAACUCACAUUUUAAGAUAGUACUUACUAUAUUUUCACACGCCCAACUUAAUAGUAUUGGACAUGAAUGGAGUAUUGAAAAACUCGAAUCCUAUAUUUCUAAUUUUGAGUAUUGAAAAAUACUUAUUUUGUAUGCAUUCAUAAUCUCUAACAGAGAUUAGUCACUGUUUACUUAGUGGAUAAUUUUUACCAAUUCGAUGGUUACUCAAAAUUCAACAUUUUAAAAGACAUAUCAGCUAUUCUAAGUGAUGAUUGACAACCGCAAAGUUAUUAUACAG